GAUGGGUUCGUGACGGUCAGUCGGAACCGGCGUUGUCGCGUCUACUCUCUGGCAUUAGAAUUCGGCGACUUUUGUUGUCUGUGAUUUUUUAUUUCAUUUUUGUAUGGUGGUGUCGUAAAUAUUGAAUCACGUUUCGAUUGUCGUCUCGUGGAAAGGGGUGGGGCGUUUGGGGUAUUUGAUAUUGAUGAGAGGCACCGCACAUAACACCCGGGACAGCACGAAAAUGUCCCCGAAGAAGACGACGACGACGACGACGACGGCGACGCCGUCGCCCGACGACAGCGCGCGAGACAAGGAAACGGCCCGGGCGUCCGUAACCACACCCCUUAAGGCCUAACUUCCAUUCUCCUGCCCACUGCAAGUGUGAAAAUGGUGGGGGUGUUGUCGCGACGCUAUUGGUCGCCUACCUAACACCGACACCGCUCACGGCCAAUCGCGAAGCGUCGGGAUCAUUAACACAGGCAAGUGUCGGAGUCGCUGGCUCGCCAGUAUAGUCCGGCGUUGUCUUUUGUGGCGUUUAGAGGUGUAAGUUUUAACACUACGUCGUCCGGGGUGGCAACACACACACACACAUAUUUACACACACACAUUCACCACACGUCCUACUUACUGCUUAUAUGAAACCAUCGAAAAAAAUUGUUUCGCGAGUGUGCGGACCCGCGUGACAGUUUCGAACGUUGACAGUGCGCGUUGUUUCGCCAUCGUCAGGUCAUUUUCGUUUUAUAUGAUCGUAAAUCGGCGGUGGCACCGAAUCGCCGCUAAAACACGGGACAAAUGCGUUACGAAAGUGGUCUGGACACAACAACGACACCGGACGCCGUGAAGAAAACGAUGGCCUAUCAUCCGUUUCUUCAGUUGCCGCGACAGACCGAUUUCAGCGUGUCAUCGUUGUUGACCGCCGCCAAUAAUACGUCGCCGUCGAACACGUCGCCGACGGGGGCGGCGGCGGCGGCCGCGGCGGCCGGUUUUUUCCCGUCGUUGGCCGCUCUCGGCCAAAAUCCCCAUUCUUGUUAUCCGGGAACGUUGAUACCCAAGAUACCGCAUCCCCAUCCUCAUCACGCGCUCACCGGUCAUCCCUACACGACGGCGGAGGACGUGGUGUUGGCCGCCGUGGCCGCUCACAAUCACCACCCGGCCAUGGUGAGACCCCUGAGAGCGAUCCAGCCCGAAGACGACGGUGUGGUCGACGAUCCGAAGGUCACGCUGGAAGGGAAAGAUCUGUGGGAAAAGUUUCACAAGUUGGGCACGGAGAUGGUGAUCACCAAGAGCGGCAGGCAAAUGUUUCCCCAAAUGAAAUUUCGAGUGUCCGGUCUCGACCUGAAAGCCAAAUACAUCCUAUUGCUGGACAUUGUAGCAGCAGACGACUACCGCUACAAGUUCCACAACAGUAGAUGGAUGGUGGCCGGGAAGGCGGAUCCGGAAAUGCCGAAACGGAUGUACAUACACCCGGAUAGCCCUUCGACCGGCGAGCAAUGGAUGCAGAAGGUCGUUUCCUUUCACAAACUCAAAUUGACGAAUAACAUCUCGGACAAACACGGAUUUUUAAAAGAAAAGUCCAUUGAUUUUCUGACGAUAUUAAACUCCAUGCACAAAUACCAGCCUAGAUUUCAUCUAGUUCGGGCCAACGACAUCUUGAAACUACCGUACUCGACGUUUCGGACGUACGUCUUCAAGGAGACCGAAUUCAUUGCGGUCACGGCUUAUCAAAAUGAAAAAAUAACCCAACUGAAAAUAGACAAUAAUCCAUUCGCCAAGGGUUUCAGAGAUACCGGUGCGGGCAAGAGGGAGAAAAAUUACAGACAGGCGAUGCUGGCACAACGGCAUACGGACGACAAAACGUCCCACCCUUUGCCGGCGAGAAUGUCCGCGGACAGUAGUACGGUGUCGAAAACGGACGAGUCGGAACUGGACGUCGUCGGUACGGCGGACAGUCCCAGGCCCUCGUUGCACUCGUCCACUCCUGUCGCUUCGUCAAUGAAUCACUCUGGCGCAGAAGACGACUCGCUGCGCAGGCGGUUACACGACGACUCUGGCUCAGAGUCGAGCUGUUCCGAGUCACCAGGCAGCACGGCGUUCCGGCCCCGUCCCACGUCCCCGAAAGACGGUGCCGCCGGGCCUUCCAACUCCUCGGGGGAGUACCCCGCGCCGAACAUAAGCGUCGGUCCGCCGAUCCACCCACCGCCCCACCUUCUACCCUACCUCUAUCCUCCGGGAAUGUAUCCCGGUGCCGCGGGUCCCCCCUUUGGUCCCCCCCUGAGCCUGUUUACCGGUGCGCACGCGCCCGGCGGCAUGAAUCCCGGUCUCCUGUUUAACGCGCAGCUCGCACUGGCCGCGCAGCAUCCCGCUCUCUUCUCCCACUACCAGAAUCUCGCCCAUCCGAACCCCCACCAUUUGUCGCCCACGUCUCCCAUCCACAACCACCUUAAAGGUAGCCAUAGAUUUACCCCGUACUCGUUGCCCGGCGCUAACGGGGGCGGCGGCGGGGUGAGCUCUUCGCCAUUGGGGAGCGCGUUCGAGACGGUCACCCCCGGUUCCCACACCAGGAGUUUGAGCAACUCGCCGAACUCGACGAAGAUCAGGGCGGGGUCGUUGUCGCCGCCGAUGCGGUCGAGCACGACGUCGCCGAAACCGGAGGCGGCGACGUCGCCGAGCGACUUGAAGAGCAUAGAAAAAAUGGUCAACGGAUUGGACGUCAAAAAACACGAGGACCUCGGGGAUAAAUAAUAGUGAGCGAUGGGGGCGCGGUUUUAUUAUUUACGCAGCCGUACUGUGUGCGGGUCGGUUCGUGUCUAAUCGGCAAAAAUGAAAGAAAAAAAAACCGUUUUGAUUUUGAAAAUUUGUUGGAAUUUAAAUCUCAUUUUUUUAAAACAAAAUAAGUUUUUUUUUUUUGAAGCCUCAUUUUCACUUUUCGAUCGAGACGCAGAAUAAAUAGACAACCAGAAUGAUAAUUGAAUGAAUAGAAAAACGGUAUUGAUUUUCGAAAAUUUUUGGAAUUGAAAUCUAAUUUUUUUAAAGCAAAAUAACUUUUUUUUUAAGCCUUAUUUUCACUUUUCGAUCGAGACGCAGAAUAAAUAGACAACCAGAAUGAUAACUGAAUAAAAAGAAAAACGGUAUUGAUUUUGGAAAGUUUUUGGAAUUUGAAAUCUAAUUUUUUUAAAGCAAAAUAACUUUUUUUUUAAGCCUUAUUUUCACUUUUCAAUCGAGACGCAGAAUAAAUAGACAACCAGAAUGAUAAUUGAAUGAAAGAAAAAAGAAACGGUAUUGAUUUUGGAAAGUUUUUGGAAUUUAAAUCUAAUUUUUUUAAAGCAAAAUAACUUUUUUUUUUAAGCCUUAUUUUCACUUUUCGAUCGAGACGCAGAAUAAAUAGACAACCAGAAUGAUAAUUGAAUGAAUGAAAAAAGAAACGGUAUUGAUUUUGGAAAGUUUUUGGAAUUUAAAUCUCAUUUUUGGAAAACAAAAUAACUUUUUUUUUUGAAGUCUUGUUUUCACUUUUCGAUCGAGACGCAGAAUAAAUAGACAACCAGAAUGAUAACUGAAUGAAAAGAAAAACGGUAUUGAUUUUCGAAAAUUUUUGGAAUUGAAAUCUAAUUUUUUUAAAGCAAAAUAACUCUUUUUUUUUUUGAAGCCUUAUUUUCACUGUUCGAUCGAGACGCAGAAUAAAUAGACAACCAGAAUGAUAAUUGAAUGAAAGAAAAAAGAAACGGUAUUGAUUUUGGAAAGUUUUUGGAAUUUAAAUCUCAUUUUUGGAAAACAAAAUAACUAUUUGUUUUUUUUUUUUGAAGUCUUGUUUUCACUUUUCGAUCGAGACGCAGAAUAAAUAGACAACCAGAAUGAUAACUGAAUAAAAAAAAAAAAAGGUAUUGAUUUUGGAAAAUUUUUGGAAUUUAAAUCUCUUUUUUUUUUUAAUUUUUCUUUUUUUUAUGUCUCGUUUUCACUUUUCGAUCGAGACACGGAAUAGAUAGACAACCAGAAUGGUAACUUUCAAUUUUUUGUAUGUAUGUAGUUCCACAGAAAAUAAAAUAUGCAAUUAUGUACUCAACAAAUUAAACGGAAUCGCAAUUUUAACUAAAUUUAAACAUUUGGAAAAUUGUAAUAUCAAAAUUAAUAAAAAUGUAUAGUUCAGUUAAUAAAUAUUUUCGUAGGAAAAUUUUAUUUUUUGUAAUUUAAAAGUCAAACUUCGCGUAAAUUAAACGUUAUUUUAUAAAAAAAAAUAAAAUCAAAUUUAUAGGAAUAUCAGUUGUAUUUUGUAGUAAAUCAAAGAUUUCUUUGAUAUUUAAAAACUUUUCUUUUUUAGGUUUUUCCGCUAAUUUUCGAAAUAUAAAUUUUAAUUUUUAAAUUUUCUUUUAAAGAAAAUUUGAAAUAUGUGGGGAACUGUUUUACGAAGACUUUGUAAUGGACUUUCCUAUAAAUCUGCCACCAAUUUAUUAUUAUCAGAAAUACCACUAUUUUUCUGUUAGCAGCUGAUGAAACUGUUGUUGUUAUUAUUAUUAUCCAUAGUUCACAAUAUAAAAUCAAGUUAAAGUGUCUUAAUAACAUUAAAUAAAAAUCUAUAAACAAAUAUUUAAUAGUCACAGAUUCUUUGCAAAUAAUUUUGAAAUAACUACAUAUAAUGUUUACAUAAUUUAUAUUUAGAUAAGCUAGAAGAAUAUGAAGUCUUAUAUAUAGUCUUACAAAAUAGUCUUUCCAAUAAUUAUAUACGUACAUUUUAUUAAUUUUAUUAAUUUUUUUAAACUCAAUUAAUAAAAGCGUUUAUUGUUUAUUUUUAUGUUUCACGGGUACAUCUUUUAUAGGUUUUACGUCGCACAAAAUGUUUGGUACAUUUUGUGGAUUUUAAACCAAUCAAUAACAAAUAUGAUUGUUUUUUAAAUUUUUAGUGUGCUCGAUUCGACGCGAAUUGACCCGUUUUUCUUAUUUUAAUUUCGAUACAAAAAAAAACAGGCCAAGUAGAGUACCGGUUUAGGGCACGACCCGAGUAAAAUACGUCAAAACGGUGAUAACUGGUCCUGUGAUAGAUCCCUGUGGGACGCUCCACGUGCCUGUUCCCCCCCCAGCUCCGCUUGACCUUUGUAUACGGGAUAAUUUUGCAAUAUGACCCUACUGUAGAGAAACGCUCAUAUUUAUAUUUCCUACUUGUUAAGGAGAGAUCGUUUGGUAGUGCUGUACUUGUUCGUUGACGACGUUAGUUUCGAACGGAUUCGGUUCGAUCGAGGUCGAAGUGCGUCUGAUAUUAGCUAAGCAAUUAAGGUUGUUAAUAUACAAUGCAAUAAUUUUAAUUUUUUUAUUUCGAAUUCGAGCAUAGUUGUUUUUGUUUUAUAUUUUUAAUCAUUUGAUCGACAAUCUUACCAAAUUUUUGGUAAAGUUUCAACCCCCAAGACUUGUUCAAAUAUGAAAAAUACGAACUUUAGGAAUAGAAUAGAAAUUUGCAUGACUAUUACUAUUGCAACAUCAUUAAUAUUUUAAUGAAACGUUAAAAAUAUGAAAACAAAAACAAAAUGUGUUUUUGCAUCUGGCCGAUAGAUCGUCACUACCGGGUUGCCAGAUUUAAUUUUUGGAAAUUCCGGAUAAUGUGUAGAAUUCAGGUCAUCUAAACAAAAUGACAGCCUGAAGGUGUGCUAGAGCAGAAUUGUAUUCCAAUUCGGGUGCAAUAACUCUGGAAACUGGGGUAUAUUUACGUACUUCUUAUCUAUGCUGAAAUAACAAAUUGAUUUUACUUGACGGGUCGUUCCAGACGCACUUCGGCCGAGAAAAUAUCCCCUCCCCCCACCAUAGCUUUAUUGUAAAUUUUUCUAACCUUAAAGUGCUUUGUAACAUAUAAUAAAUCUAAAAAGCUAACGCUAAAGUACAAAACCAAUGAUAUAUAGUAUCUAACGUAGUUUUCGUAAACCGUUUCUUUGAAUUCGAAUUACGCCGGUCAAGAUAUUUAUGCCCGUAUUCACCAUUUCAUGUAUUCCCGGUCAAGGAGUUGAAUUUUUCAUUACAGUACCUAUACGAAAUGAUUUUAAAAAAUAACACAUUUAUUUUAUACAAAUGUUAAGAAUAAAAUCAAACAUAACCUCACUUGUUAAUUAGCCGCCAUUAUAAUUCGAUGCCAUCGAGAAAUUAAAGUUGAUUAGGAGAAACAGUACAAUGGUGCAUACGGACAUUACUUUCGGCUCCUUUUGGUGCUCUUUGUUAAUAAGAUCUUCUAUUUAUUGACCUUUUAGUUCCGUAUAUAUGAUAACUGCGGGCAGCGAUACGCCUAGACUGUGCCGCAUGUUACUGAGAAAAGUAGAAAAUGUUCCUUUUUUUUUUAAAUUAAUUUAAUAAUUUGCUUUGUAUAAAUUUUUAAUAUUUCGCGAGAAUUUGUAUAUACUCGUAUUGUGGUUGAAACUGUAAAUUGUAUAGUGACGAUGUACUAUAUCCAGAAGAACCUGUUCGAAAUUUAUCUUACCAAAGAUUUUUCGAAAUUUUCCGAAACCCACCGCGAAAACGUCCCGGGAAAUUUCGAGAACUGGAGAAAUUUUGUGUGGAACACAAAUGUAUUAUAAAUAUAUGUUUAAAGUGUACAUAUGAUUAAAACUAAACAAACAGACAGUGUAAAUGCUUUCGUUGACGUUGGCCUCGCCCAAUAACCUAUACUGUUAAACAUAGAAAGUGAUAUAGCUACAUAGCAAUACCUUUUGUUUCCUAUUUUUACAUAUUUUUCAGGUACCGAAUGGAAUAAUCUAUAUGAAUUUUACAGUCCUUUUCGUUUUCGUAUGAUGAUACAGUAAUAACGUAUUUAAUUAAAAAGAAAUUGUAACUAAAGUAGAAUGAAUAAUGUGAAAUGUCUCUGUGUAUAUGUCUCCUAUC
Messenger RNA from Cylas formicarius (sweet potato weevil), 6831 nucleotides. RefSeq names its product optomotor-blind protein-like. The record is from RefSeq and is a predicted model, not a curated record. The transcript has 9 exons. Gene Ontology annotation, biological process: positive regulation of DNA-templated transcription; regulation of transcription by RNA polymerase II; cell fate specification. Gene Ontology annotation, cellular component: nucleus. Gene Ontology annotation, molecular function: RNA polymerase II cis-regulatory region sequence-specific DNA binding; DNA-binding transcription factor activity, RNA polymerase II-specific. The coding region runs from base 775 to 2724 and encodes 649 amino acids. Lineage: Eukaryota; Metazoa; Arthropoda; Insecta; Coleoptera; Brentidae.